UAUUUUUCUUUUAGGAAGGCAAGGUAGGACUUAGGAGGAGUUCUUAGCAUGCAAGGAAGGAUCCACUUCCUAUGCAUGCAAAGCAAAGUGAGAUUAAGACAGAACAAUUAAAAGGAAAUUAUAAUUAAAUGUCUGCCAGAACCCUUCUCUCCUGUUGAUUUCUGUCAUUUUAUUCUGUUUUUUUUUUUUGGUCGCUUUAUCCUCUCUUUCUUUCUCCUGGUUGCGUUCCGGGACUGGAUAGAACUAUGGAGCUUUGCGUUGAAAAAAAGGGAGUUUUUUUGGUCAUAUUGUCGAAGAAGAUGUUAUGGAAGAAUACUUAAAAUUUAGUAGAAAUUCUGAUAAAAAAAAUCAGUUUUUCUUCCUCGAGUCAGUAUUUCUGUGAGGAUUUCUGUCGGAAUUAACAAGUGGAAGGGGAAAGGGGGAAAGUGCGAAUGGGAAAGCACGGACCUUGCUGCCAUUGUGGAGUCACAAGCACUCCUCUCUGGAGGAAUGGACCGCCCGAGAAACCAGUAUUAUGCAAUGCAUGUGGUUCCAGAUGGAGAACCAAGGGUUCCUUGACAAACUAUAUACCACUGCAUGCCCGAGAAGCUUUUGAUACUGCUGAGUUAAAAGUGCCAAAAGUAAUAGCAUUCAGAUCCAAUGAACAGAAGUUGCAUAAAAACAAUCAAAACAAAUGGAAAUUUGAAAGUGAAUGUGAAAUGCAAUAUUACGGUCAGAAUUUCUGCAAGUUCAUCGAGGGUGAUACAAGCAAUCGUUCAAGUUCUGGGUCAGCUGUAUCAGGUUCAAACAGCUGUUUGCACUACGGCACUGAUGAUGCCAGCAAUAUAACAGUUUCCAUUCCAGGUUCGGUGCAAUCAAAUGCCUGUGAUUCACUGAUUCCUUCUAAGAAGAGAUCAUUUGUUACUCGUCCGAAGCUUUCUGUUGAGAAACUAAUAAAAGAAUUAUAUUCCAUAUGGCAUGAAGAGCAGGCUUCUAAUCUGUCUAUAAACUCAGAAGAUGAUCUGCUUUAUAGCUGCAGUACCCCACUCGGUUCAAUUGAGAUUGGGUAUGGAAGCGUACUCAUUAAAACUGCUAGCUCAAAAUCAGUAGAAGAGGAAUCAGAGGCUAGCUCAUUUCCAGUGGAUAAAUCAUACAAUACCAAUUAUGCAUUGUCUAAGAAGAUUGACGGAGAAAGUGACAGACCAAUCACUCAAAAUCUUGCUGGCCUUUCCGAUUUGUCGUCUCUUAAAAGGAAGCAUGAGAGGCAAAACCAGAUCCAUUCAGAUUUGAAAGGCACUGCAAGAAGCCCCAAAAGAGUGCGCCAUUCUGGGGACGAUAGCCCACCUUCAAAAUGCUUAACUCAGCUGGAUUCCAGUCAUGAUGCAGCUUGCUUCAGUCCUAGAAGAGUUUCUGCAGUUCUUCCUGACAAGAGCUCUACCUUUUCAUCUCCAACGCAGUUCAUCGCCGACAGCUGUGAAAGUAAAAUGCUUCUUAAUGUGCCUACAAACACAUCAAUUGCUGAAGCAGAACUGCUGUACCAUCCAUGGAAGAAGAAAACAAACCGAAAUGGAUCGCCGAGUGUAGUUGACAUGUGAUGGCAUGGGCUAUAGUUUGUUUAUCUUAUAGCCUGGCAAGAUAGUUCUAAUACAAUUCAGAGUUAAAGAGCAUUUCAUAUUUUGUAUAAACAGUGUGAUGGAUUGGAGUUACAGAGUUGUUCUGUAUAGCCAAUAAAAAGAAUGCAAUAAAAUAGAGCUCUAUAAUAACUGCAGAGUGUGAAUAA
This is a messenger RNA of Zingiber officinale, 1759 nucleotides long. RefSeq names its product GATA transcription factor 26-like. The coding region runs from base 432 to 1574 and encodes 380 amino acids. Gene Ontology annotation, molecular function: sequence-specific DNA binding; zinc ion binding. Gene Ontology annotation, biological process: regulation of DNA-templated transcription. The transcript is spliced from 5 exons. NCBI's taxonomy places the organism in Eukaryota, Viridiplantae, Streptophyta, Magnoliopsida, Zingiberales, Zingiberaceae. The record is from RefSeq and is a predicted model, not a curated record.